Messenger RNA from Umbelopsis ramanniana AG, 1716 nucleotides. RefSeq lists its product as uncharacterized. The record is from RefSeq and is a predicted model, not a curated record. The coding region runs from base 1 to 1692 and encodes 563 amino acids. The transcript is spliced from 3 exons. Gene Ontology annotation, molecular function: oxidoreductase activity, acting on CH-OH group of donors; flavin adenine dinucleotide binding. NCBI's taxonomy places the organism in Eukaryota, Fungi, Mucoromycota, Umbelopsidomycetes, Umbelopsidales, Umbelopsidaceae.
AUGUCGAGCACGUACGAUUUUAUUAUAGUAGGAGGUGGAACUGCUGGAUGCUUGAUUGCAAACCGCCUUGUUUCCUCCAAGAAAAACCCUUCGGUGCUUAUUAUUGAAACUGGUGAUCAUGGAGACGUGGACCAUAGGGUGCCAUACGCCAGAUAUCUCAACCUCUUUACUCGUCCGGAUCUGGAUCAUGGGUACCUGACAGCACCGCAAGUUGCAGUAAAUAACAAUGUAGUGCCUUAUGUAAGAGGAAAGGGCAUGGGCGGAAGUUCAAUGAUCAAUUUUAUGAUAUACACUCGCGGUGCCGCUGGUGACUACGAUGAAUGGGCCGAAUUAGUUGGAAGUGAUGAUUGGUCUUGGGAUACGGCUUUGAAGAGGUUUCAUAAGAUUGAAAAUUUCACAGGCAACAAUGGAGAAGAGUAUAAAAAUUAUGCUGAACCUGGGUCCAGCUAUCAUCAAAAUACCGGAACUGUGGGUGUUUCGAUCCAAUUUGAGGAGGAAACAGCCGCAUUGAUGGACGCUGCAUAUGAGCUAGGCUGGCAGAAAAAUCUGGAUCUUAAUAGCGGAAACCCCAUUGGUGUUGGACCCUCGGUCUCAACCUUACAUGAGGGAAUGCGUUCCACCAGUUCUUCGGCGCAUAUUCAGUUAGAUACUCCAAAUCUGACAAUUAUGGUAAAAUCACAAGCUACCAAAAUAUUGUUUGAAGGCACAAAAGCCAUUGGUGUUGAAAUCAAUGGUAAACUCUCAGUUUAUGCUUCCAAGGAAGUCAUUUUGAGUGCUGGAGCAAUCGACACCCCCAAAUUAUUGCUGCUCUCCGGUGUAGGUCCCGCAAAGGAGUUAGAAGCUCUUGACAUCAACGUCAUCAAGGAUCUUCCUGGCAUCGGCAAAAAUAUGCAAGACCACUGUGGUGUUUUUAUUGCUGAUUUAGUGGACAAUGCCAUGUCAUCGCGUGUGCCAUUCAUCCACAAGAUGGACCAGUACGAAGAUGCUCGAAAACAAUGGGACAACGACCGCACUGGCCCUUUAGCUACCCACUAUAAAGCACUUUGCCUUGCUUUCUUGAAGCAAGACCACCUGUACGAUACUCCAGAGUUUAAAUCUCUGAGCGAACAAUUAAAGUCCUAUUUACAGAGGCCAACCGUUCCCAUGGUUGAAAUUGCUUUCAAUGGGCCAACGUAUCCUCCAGGACAUGUUUUUGGGGAAGAAAGCACUUCCUUCUGCGUGGGAGCUAUUUUAUUGCACCCAGAAUCUCGAGGAUCAGUCGCUUUGAAAUCAUCCAAUCCCUUUGAUCCACCCAUUAUCGAUCCUAACUAUCUAAGUCAUCCAUUUGAUCGACUCUCCAUGAUUGCUGCCAUUCGGGAGGCAAGAAGACUGGUUAAGGAAACCUCAUUGAAGAAACACUGCAUUCAGCCCAUUUUAGCACCAGAAGAUGAUACCGAUGAAGCUAUCUGGGAAUACAUCAAGGGUUUCAUUUCGUCUAUUUGGCAUGCUAGUAGUACUGUAUCCAUGGGAAAGGCUGAUGAUCCAAUGGCUUGUGUCGAUGCAAGUAUGAACUUGCAUGGUAUGCAAAAUAUCAGGGUUGCAGAUGUGAGUGUCUGUCCACUUGCGAUUAGUGGACAUACUCAAUCUGUAGCCUAUCAGAUCGGUCAGGCAGCAGCAGAGAAGAUCGUAGAUACACAUGAUUUAAAUGCCUAAACGGCAGCUGUAGUCAUCUCUUAC